UUUUUUGCUUGGCCUUGCCAAACAAGAACUGUCAAAAGAAAACCCACCUACUUUUCACACAAUUAUUUAGUCUAAAUUUUUCUACCUAUUUUUAAUCAACAGUCCAAUUUUAUAUUUCCACUUGCUACCCAUUUAUAUUCAAAUACUUUACAUAUUAGUAUCCCGUCAAUGGAGUUUCUUGCCGUCCACCGGUUUGCCAACACCGUCCAAACGGCCCACCUGUUUUCCAGGCAAGAAAAUGUUACGGCGCCCGACAUCACCACAGCUACUGCUGAAGACCUCCAUGGCGUGCUCGGGCAAUGGGCAGUAGUGUGCAACGGCAUAAACAUCAGCUCAAUGGUAUGCUCUAUCAUAGUAAUACUGAGUACCAUCAUAGUAGCGUUCAUAAACCGCAGUCUCCUCAACCGGCCCUCAUUGCGAAUUUCCACUUGUAUAGCCCUGUGCGACCUGUCAUUCUCCAUAUGCCAAGUCUUUGUAUUUAACAAUGACUACAUGAGCGGGCUAUCCGAAACGCACCUAAGGGCAAUUGUAUGGAUCAUGGCCGGGUCCAAUGUUUCCUUUGUGUUUCUCUCGAGCUGCAUGGGAAUUCAGCUGCUUUUGACAGUGCUCACAAACAAAAACCACUGGGCCGAGGCCAUUCGGCCAUACUAUGAGGUCACAAGCAUUUUCUGCGGGUUUUUGAUUACUCACCCGUACAUGUACGUGUUCAAGAAUAUCAAAUGGAUUCCUGUGGCCCAACUCUUCUAUUUCAGAGAAGAGGAGUCAGUGGGCAAGCGCAACAUUUGGUUAGUUCAGUGGAUGUGGAUUUUUGGCGGAGUUGCUUUCCUUUUUGUCAUUGCACUUUUGACGUAUAUUAAGAUGUCACGCGCUUGGAAGGCCACCGAGUCGUCUAUAAACAGGUACCGUACGCCGGAGAAGCUCGAUCUGCUGGACUUGGAUUCAGACUCGGACACCAUGCAGCAAAUUUCGGACGAAAGGAAGAGGUACAUUCGGUCGGUUACGCUUCGCGUGACUUGCUAUCCAAUCAUUCCGAUCAUUACACUGUCCUUUACGCUUUUAUGUAAUCUCUUGUCAGCUACGCCGUUCUGGCUCUACGUCAUGAGCAAUUUGAUGCCGUCGACACAAGGUAUGCUCAACUUUUUGGUCUACACAAUGAACCCGUCAUUGGACGUGUACAGGAAAAGGCUGGUAGAACGGACACGCGGCGCCAAGCGGAGAACCAGGGCAAGGUUUGGCAAGCUGGAGGAGGCCGAGUCAAUGUCUGACUUCCCAAUUACCUUUUCCGAGCCAAGCAGCGUCUACAGCGACAGAGAUAAUUUCAAGUAUACAUCCUAAUCCAACAAACAUCUUUUACUUACCUUAAUUGCACUUAACUUGUACCAAUAAUUAGCACUUGCAAAC
Messenger RNA from Kickxella alabastrina, 1401 nucleotides. RefSeq lists its product as uncharacterized. NCBI's taxonomy places the organism in Eukaryota, Fungi, Kickxellomycota, Kickxellomycetes, Kickxellales, Kickxellaceae. Gene Ontology annotation, molecular function: G protein-coupled receptor activity. The record is from RefSeq and is a predicted model, not a curated record. Bases 169 to 1335 code for a protein of 388 amino acids. Gene Ontology annotation, biological process: adenylate cyclase-activating G protein-coupled receptor signaling pathway. Gene Ontology annotation, cellular component: plasma membrane. The transcript has a single exon.